Penaeus indicus is the source of this 393-nucleotide messenger RNA. RefSeq names its product integumentary mucin C.1-like. NCBI's taxonomy places the organism in Eukaryota, Metazoa, Arthropoda, Malacostraca, Decapoda, Penaeidae. The record is from RefSeq and is a predicted model, not a curated record. The coding region runs from base 1 to 393 and encodes 130 amino acids. The transcript has a single exon.
AUGACUACUACAACUACUACUACAUUUAACACAAACGCAAAACCUACUGUAACUACUACCAUUAAUACGACCACGACCCCUACUACAACCACCACUACUCUUAAUACGACCACGACCCCUACUACAACCACUACUACUCUUAAUACGACCACGACCCCUACUACAACCACUACUACUCUUAAUACGACCACGACCCCUACUACAACCACUACUACUCUUAAUACGACCACGACCCCUACUACAACCACUACUACUCUUAAUACGACCACUACCACUGCAACCACUGCAUCUGUCACUACCAAAUCAACCUUUCGCCUUCACAAGAACGAGUGCCAUCUACGAGGCACUCGUCUCCCUUUGCAAGUUCAAGGAACACACACCACACAAGGAUGA